Molecule: messenger RNA, 1551 nt
Organism: Parnassius mnemosyne (clouded apollo)
Lineage: Eukaryota; Metazoa; Arthropoda; Insecta; Lepidoptera; Papilionidae
Source: the annotation of a GenBank genome assembly
AUGGAUAUACCUACCGACGUGUGGGGCCAAUUGGCUCUGGAAGCGAGUCAGGUGUAUUUAACGGAGGGUGGACAAGUCAGAAGUCCAUUUGCUAGCACGACUAUUGAGAAGUUGCCCGACAAAGUGUUACUAAAUAUUUUUUCUUAUCUCACCCAUCGUGAGAUAUGUCGUAUGGCUACAGUCUGCAAGAGAUGGAGAAUGGUUGCAUACGACACCCGACUUUGGACUCACGUCAGCUUGCGACCUGAAAUUUCCGGUUUACAUGUCGGUUCGCUCGAAUCACUCUUGGCAUUGAUUUCAAUAAGAUUCGGCCCUUCGUUACGAUACAUUGAAUUGCCUAUUGAGUUAAUCACACACACAGUUUUGCACGAGUUAGCUGCAAAAUGUCCUAAUUUGACUCACAUGCUUUUAGAUUUUAGUACUGCCAUGCAACUGCACGAUUUCUCAGAGAUGCAAGCGUUUCCCACUAAGUUGCGGUACCUCUGCAUAUGCCUGUCUGAAGUUAUCUUCAUGGAGGGUUUCAUGAGAAAGAUAUACAACUUUAUCAAUGGAUUGGAGAUAUUGCAUUUAAUAGGCACGUAUGAGAAGGUAGAAGAAGAGGAGGAAGAGAUCUACGAGGUGAUAAACGUGCACAAGCUCAAAUCGGCGACCCCAAACUUGCGCGUGAUCAACCUGUACGGAAUCAACUUCGUUGAUGACUCUCAUAUCGAUGCGUUCAGCUCUAAUUGUAUUCAGCUGGAGUGUUUGGCGGUGAACUACUGCAACAAAGUGACGGGCUCCACCAUGAAGACGCUAUUCCAGAGGUCUCGAAGACUCACAUGCUUGCUAAUGAAUGGUUGCAGUCUUCAGUCGGAGUACGUGAUGCAAGUUGAAUGGGAGAAGUCCUCAAUCCAGGAGUUGGACGUAACAGCCACGGAUCUGUCCACCGAGUGCCUCAUUGACAUGCUCAGCAGGAUACCGAACCUGAGGUUCCUCAGUGCUGGACAGAUCAAUGGUUUCAACGAUUCGGUGCUGAAGGCUUGGAUCGAAGCUGGGACAGCCAGGAGCCUGGUGGCGCUGGACGUGGACUCAUCGGACAACAUCUCAGACGAGGCGCUGCUGCGGUUCCUGUCGCGGCACGGCGGCCAGCUGUGGGGGUUGGUGCUGAGCGGCAUGCCGCACAUCACCGACCAGCUGUGGCAGAGCGUGCUGCACCUGCUCACCAACGCCAGAAUUCUUAUCAUGGGCACCCAGGAGAGGCUCGGUGUAAAUAUUCACGUUGAUCAGUUAAUGGAUGGCAUAGCCAACAGCUGUCCAAAUUUGGAACGCCUGGAGUUGCGCUGGGACCCGGAGAAUCUUCGGUUCAGCGACAAAAGUCAAAAGGCAAUUGACGUGCUGCGCGUGAAGUGUCUCAAACUGAAAUGUCUUGUAUUAAGUGACGGCCGAUACUACGAGAUCGUUAAAGCGAACUUUGAACGAGCUGACCGCACUACUGUCGUACGGACUUCCACCAACUGUCGCGUCUCCAACUAUUACUUACUAUCUAACUAUAAGGAUCUCAUAUUUAACUAA